Messenger RNA from Funneliformis caledonium, 561 nucleotides. NCBI's taxonomy places the organism in Eukaryota, Fungi, Glomeromycota, Glomeromycetes, Glomerales, Glomeraceae. The record is from the annotation of a GenBank genome assembly.
AUGGAAAGAAUUCACCAAAUAUUAGUAGAUAUGAGGGAAAGAUUUCCUCAUUGUAGCAAGAAUAUUGAACAAGAUUUAAGAGAAUUGAUUAGUAGACCAUUAAGAAAUCAAUUUAUGACUAUUUGUUUUCAACAUAGCCUUAUGCACAACUAUAAAUGGGAAGGAAGUAAGAUUGAACAAAUUAAAGAUUUAGAAGCAGAGGUAGAAGAGCUAGAAGAAAGAAAACUCGAGAGUGCUAGUAAAAAGAUUUCUCAUCUAGAAGCCCAAGUUGAAAAGUUGGAGGAAGAAUCAAGUCAAAAGAGCAAAAAAAUAGAAAAACUAAGUAAGCAAUUAACUGAUAUUGAAACACAAAAUGAAAAUCUAAAGAAUUCAUUCUACUUAGAUAAUAAACCCUUACCUGCUUUACCUGUAGAAGAGAACAAGUUAUCAACUAAACAGAACAUUUUUAAGCAAUUAAAAACAAAAGCAAAAGUUAAGUUCCAAAAAUUACAAAAGUUAAUCAAAAGAGAAAAAUUUCACAACCAAGAAGUGAUUGCUCAAAUAGAAGUUAAGUCUAAAUAG